Molecule: messenger RNA, 2018 nt
Organism: Echinops telfairi (small Madagascar hedgehog)
Lineage: Eukaryota; Metazoa; Chordata; Mammalia; Afrosoricida; Tenrecidae
Gene: DUS1L
Product: dihydrouridine synthase 1 like
Exons: 13
Coding region: 412-1845 (477 amino acids)
Biological process (GO): tRNA processing
Molecular function (GO): tRNA dihydrouridine synthase activity; flavin adenine dinucleotide binding
Source: RefSeq, a predicted model, not a curated record
AGCAUUGGUGGCCUGGGAAAUGACCUCAGACGUCCAUGUGUAACCUCCUGAUGUCCAGCGAGUGCCAGGGCGCAAGGGGGUGGGGCACGGCCAUACUAGUGCCAUCCGCAUGGCAGUCUUGCAAGCUGAGCCACAGACUCCUGGAUGGUCUCCACUGAGGGUCCCGGCUCCCGGCCAAACCCCAGCCAGACCACUGCACCUGCUAUUUCUUCAGCUCAGACUUCAGGCUGCCAGUCAUGUUGGACUGUUCACACGUGAGGGGCUCCGGCCCAGGGGCCAGUGACAUAGCUGUGUCCCGCUUCCUCCAGCAGCAGGCCUUGGGAGGCUUUACAGAAAGCUGUCUGAACCUGGUGCCCAGGGGUGAGGGUAUGGCUGAGCCCCUGACAACUCUCCUUGUGCAGGGUAGAGACGAUGCCCAAGCUACAGGGCUUCGAGUUCUGGAGCCGCACCCUGCGGGGGGCCCGCCACGUGGUGGCCCCCAUGGUGGACCAGAGUGAGCUGGCCUGGAGGCUGCUGAGCCGUCGCCACGGAGCACAGCUCUGCUACACUCCUAUGCUGCAUGCCCAGGUCUUCGUGCGAGAUGCCAACUACCGGGAGGAGAACCUCUACUGCGAGGUGUGCCCCGAGGACAGGCCUCUCAUCGUGCAGUUCUGUGCCAACGACCCCGAGGUGUUUGUGCGGGCUGCUCUCCUGGCUCAGGACUACUGCGACGCCAUCGACCUCAACUUGGGCUGCCCUCAGAUGAUUGCCAAGAGGGGCCACUACGGCGCCUUCUUGCAGGAGGAGUGGGACUUGCUUGAGAGAAUGAUCCUGCUGGCCCACGAGAAGUUGGCGGUUCCCAUUACCUGCAAAAUCCGCGUCUUCCCAGACAUUGACAAGACCGUGCGCUACGCCCAGAUGCUGGAGAAAGCCGGCUGCCAGCUACUGACAGUGCAUGGGCGCACCAAAGAGCAGAAGGGACCCUUGCCGGGUCCUGCCUCCUGGGACCAUAUCCGGGCGGUGCGGAAGGCUGUGAGCAUCCCCGUGUUUGCCAACGGGAACAUCCAGUGCUUGGGGGACGUGCAGCGCUGCCUGCAGGACACAGGGGCCCAGGGCGUCAUGAGCGCAGAGGGCAACCUGCACAACCCUGCGCUGUUCGAGGGCCGCAGCCCUGCCGUAUGGGAGCUGGCCGAGGAGUACCUGGAGCUGGUGCAUCAGCACCCCUGCCCCCUCUCCUACGUCCGCGCCCACCUCUUCAAGCUGUGGCACCACACGCUGCAGGUGCACCAGCAGUUCCGAGAGGAGCUGGCCAAGGCGAAGACCCUGGAGGAUGCCGCUGCGGUCAGCCGGGCACUUAGGCUGCGGUGCCAGGAGGACAUGGCCAAGCAGGAGGGGGAGAAGCCCGUGGACGGCCUGCCUCUCUUCCACUGGGUCUGCCAGCCCUACGUCCGGUCAGGGCCCAGGGAGGGAAGCAGGGAGCCCAGCGGGGCACGCAGCAAAAGGGCCCUGGAAGAGGAGGAGGAGGCAGGGGGCCGCCCGGAGCUGCUGUCCAAGAAGCAGCAGAAGAAGAAGUUGAGGAACCCUCACAAGACCUUCGACCCCUCCCUCAAGCCCAAGUACGCCACAUGUGAUCAGUGUGGAAACCCCAAGGGAAACCGGUGCGUGUUCAGCCUGUGCCGGGGCUGCUGCAAGAAGAGCGCCUUCAAAGCACUGGCGGACUGCCCAGGUCAUGGGCUGCUGUUCAAGACCAAAUUGGAGAAGUCCCUGGCCUGGAAGGGUGACAGGCCCCAGCUGCAGGAGCCGCCCCCGUCCGGGCCUGAGGAACCAGGCAGCUGCCCUGAAGUUGUGGGCAGUGGUGUGGCCUGAGACCGGCUGGUGCCAGGACACAGCCCCAAGCACACGCCUUUACUCAGGGAUCUCCUGCUAUUGAACGAGACAAGCUGACCGGAUGCCCCUUCCAGUGGGGCCUGGGGACAUUGGUGGGCAGCCCCGCCUGAGUGUGCUGGACGUGAAUAAUAAAGACUGCCAGUGCCACACAA